AUGUGGAUUCUGGAGAACUCUGAGGCCUUUGACAGCCGAAAGCUAUGGUUGCGACCAGGGAAAACAUAUUUGUUUGGCCGAACAGCAGCAGAACCUGGCCAAUUGGCUAUAUCGCACAACACCAUCUCGCGCAAACACUUGACCAUCACAGUCAGCCCCGUCGAACCAGGCCAGUCGCACAACCCCUCGAGCCGCUCUACCCUCACGAUAGAAGACCUCGCGACAAAAAUAGGCACCGUCGUCAAUGGAGAAAAAGUAAAGGGCACACAAAAGGUGAUCGAGGGAGACAAGGUCGAGUUUACUAUGGGAAAAUGCCCAAACAAGUUUUGCAUCUCGUGGGAACCAAUAAUCUUUGCGUUUUCAUUUUCUAGUAAGGAACUUCAAACGGACCCCUUGGCGACGCUUCGAGAGAGGUUUGAGCAGCUUGAUAUCAAGAUCGUCCACGAAUAUAUCAACACCACCACACAUGUUGUUUCGAAGAAGCGAAAUACUGCUAAAGGACUGCAAGCCCUGAUAAAUGGGAAGCAUAUUGUUACAGAGACUUUUCUUGAUGCUGUGGUUGAAGCUGGGACCUUACCAGAAGGCGCAGAGGCCACAGAGCUAAGUCCGCUGGAACAAGACCUCGUCCAAAACUGGCCCGAUGCGUUACAGCACUUGCCACCCAGAGGUGGUGAGCCUGUACAGCAUCCAGAUUCGACAUAUGCUCCAGACCCAGAACGAAAAGACAUUUUUGAGGGGUACACUUUUAUCUUCUACGACCAGGUCCAGUACGAUAACUUACUGGCACCCGUUACAAAUGGCGGCGGCAAGGCGAUGAUACGCAAAGUUAUACCAAUGGAAACCGAAGUGGACGAGUUUGUACAAUAUGUCAAGGGUGUCGCUGGGGAGAAAGGCCUCGGCGCUUUUGAUGAUGGCAGCGAAGGCAAAGGUGUUGUGGUUGUGCGUUUUAUACCCUCAAAAGGAGCUACCAUCGAUUGGUACGUUGAGUUCUUCAGGACUGUGUCCUUGAGAUUGGAUCAUCGUCCAAUUGAGCAGAGCGAAUUCUUGGAGGCAAUACUCAUAAAGGAUGCGAGUAUCCUUCGACGACCCCUUGAAGUCGAGUCUACCCAUAAUACCCAGGAGCCGAAUCACAUUCAACAAGAAGCUGAAGUAUCAGGCGGCUCACAGAAUCUAAACACACAAGCUCAGUCCCCACCGCCGCCUGAAGAGACACAAACUGCACCGCGUCGCGGACGAACGAGGAAACCCAUCAAAAAACGGUUCACGGGUUUCGAUGAUGAGAGUGAUAUUGAUAUGGACACUAUCCCUCCGGCCCCGGCCCCGGCUCCAGUACCUGUGGCUCAGCCUGCGACCCAGCCUACUACACAAAGACAACCAGAGGAAGAAGGAUUGUUUGUGUCUCAAGAGUUGGAUGUCCCUCCUGAGCCUCAGCCAUCCAGCAACACUCGCUCGUCGCAACGGAAGAGAAAAGCCUCGCCAUUGCCUGAAGAUGAUCUCAUGGAUGGCAUGACAACUGCGGCCGAGAAAUUCAAGCGUCAGCGGAUAGAAAGAGGUGAAGACAUGGGCGAGCCAGCUGAGCAGAUGGAAACUGAAAAGCCCAAGGCAGUCCCAACACCAAAAAAGAAGAUCAAGAAAGAAAUUGACAUUCUGGCAAUCGCUGCUCAAAACAGAGAAAAAGAAGAAGCCCGUGCUCGAGCAGAAAAAGAGGAUAUGGCAAAUCUACCCGACGAUGUUAACCUUUCAGAGAUUCGCAGGCUCAACAUAGUGGAAGAGAUGGAAGUGCGACAGCCUAUCAAUGGCCGAACGAGGGAGCAAGAUAUCCGCGAUGGGAGAUGGAAUCCUAAAUGGAAUGGGAUGAAGAACUUCAAGAAAUUCAGACCGAGAGGCGAGGCCUCAGGACGACAACCAGCGAGGACCAUUGUACCCCUGACGCAAGUCAAGACAAAGGAGUUUGGCGUUGGCGACGACUACUGGCUCGAGGAUGAGGGAACAGAUCAUAGAAAGAGCAACACAACCCAACCUGCAAGCAGAGAGACACAGCCUUCAGCUCCAUCGCCAUCGCCAACUCCUGUUUCUGCCCCAACACGCGGUCAGAAACGAACAGUUCCCAUUAUAUCUGACAGCAGUGGCGAAGAGGACAGUGGAAUUACGCAGAGAUCGUCAGCGCCAGCAACACGAACACGCGGAGCGCAAGCUGCAGCGUCACAGUCGCAAGCCAACACAAAGAGUCAAGCAUCCCGGGUUACCAGUAGUAGUCAGGGAAGCAAGCGAUCGGCAGCAGAGCCUGCUGCUGGACAGCAACCUUCAAAACGGGCGCGACCAACGAGAAUGGCUGUAGAAAUCGCCGAUAGUGACGACAGUGAUGAUGAGCUCAAGUUUCGGUUUGGUAAGAGACGGUAG
Messenger RNA from Fusarium pseudograminearum CS3096, 2400 nucleotides. RefSeq lists its product as uncharacterized. The transcript has 4 exons. Gene Ontology annotation, biological process: mitotic G2 DNA damage checkpoint signaling; double-strand break repair via homologous recombination. Gene Ontology annotation, cellular component: Mre11 complex. Bases 1 to 2400 code for a protein of 799 amino acids. The record is from RefSeq and is a predicted model, not a curated record. Gene Ontology annotation, molecular function: damaged DNA binding; protein binding. NCBI's taxonomy places the organism in Eukaryota, Fungi, Ascomycota, Sordariomycetes, Hypocreales, Nectriaceae.